Molecule: messenger RNA, 6444 nt
Organism: Varroa destructor (honeybee mite)
Lineage: Eukaryota; Metazoa; Arthropoda; Arachnida; Mesostigmata; Varroidae
Product: polypeptide N-acetylgalactosaminyltransferase 5-like
Biological process (GO): protein O-linked glycosylation
Cellular component (GO): Golgi apparatus
Molecular function (GO): polypeptide N-acetylgalactosaminyltransferase activity
Source: RefSeq, a predicted model, not a curated record
AUUUUCAAAUAGGUCGUUAUAAACUAUCUGUACUAUUUUAAAAGUCCACAGGUUCUCUUGCCACCAGUUGGACGCACAGCUGAAGCGUCGAAGUUCAGUCACGGGACGGUCGCCCGGCAUCGAGUAUGCCUCCUUUCGACGUGCUUCUGUGCAUUUGUUGAAGCGCGCUUGCUGCUUACCCGGAGCCAUUGCCAAAAUACUCACUGCAGUUGUGAUGCAGCGCCGACAUUUAUUAGUUGCCAUUCGCACAAGAACCAGUGGUCAGCCAGUCACGGAGCUGACUAGCCACUUAUACUAGCAUUAUUACUGGCAUCAUUGCAACCAUAUACAUAGUAUGUUGGUAUUGCAGCUCGCACCAGUCAGCUAGCAUUGACGCUGCUGCUUUCGGAGAGGCUUGGUUGUUUUGGGCGCUUGCCGACGUAUUUCUAUUUGGAAGUGGCAAUAAGCGCGUGCGGGUGCGACGCCCUGUUUCGUCGGGAACUGGCUAAACUACUGUGGAACAUCCGACUAACUGCGUCGGCACCAGCAGCAAGUACUGAUACAUCGUUUACUCACUUGUGUGGCAUCGAAGAUACUUGGCCGGGCAUCGGACAUAGUCGCCUACGAAUGCUUGGCCAGAAAACCCAAACGUCUGAUUUAACGAUGUGAUGUUCGCGCCGAGAUUUGUUGGCCGCAACGCGCCAAACGACAGCUUGUUUUGUUGCCCCUAGUGUUAGAACAUAAAUUUCAGCAGUUGCAGAUUGCAGUGAAAAAGAGUUUUUCCUCUACUUCGUCAUGUAAUAGUUAUCAAGUUGACUUCGUAGAAUAACAACGGAGGAAAAAUAAGAUCAGUGAAUCGUCAGAGGAUUAGGUUAUCGCUGCAGGCGUUCGCAGCUGAUCAAUAACGUACUUCCGCGAAGCUAACCUGGAGCUCUUUAUUAUUAUUAUUAUUAUACAAAUUUCAGUACAGUAGCCAGCUUUGUGUAUGCACAUACACAAAUUAUAAUCCCUGCGUACUGUCCGAUUUUGCCCCUCACAAUACUUCGAACGAAACAGCGACUUACGCAGGUAGAUAGAAAUGAAAAAUAAGUGAAACACCCGUACGCAGGUGUUGCUCUAGUGCUCUAGUUUUAUUCGCUCUAUUAUCAGACCUCAAUCUACAUAUCAAAUGACUGCAAAUCAGCAAAUGAAGCAUGAAUUAAAAACACGGAAUAAGAAAAAGCAGUGGUUAAAAAAUCUUGGCAAAUCAUUUAGAAAAAUGAUAGGUUUGUCUGCCGUAUCGUAGAGUCAGACCAGUUGAAAGUGGUCAUUACGAUGCUCUUCAAUGUGACAUCUCGAUCCAGAAUAUCUCGAGUGAACAUGUUACGCGGUCAUAUCUUCAAAGUGUGUUGUCAGUAGUUCUUCUCUAUUUGGUUAAAAGGGUUCUUCUCUAGAAAAGAUUCACGUGAAUUUACAUUCGUGUUGUGCUUAUGUUCGAUGUAUGCCGGGCAAUAGACGGUUCGGUAUACCACAUCGCGCUCAAGGGAAGACGGUCGCUCCCGUCUAUCGAUCUCGAUUUUAGUAAAUAAAAAGAGAAGUUGAUGGGAUUUUUGUGCACACAGAAUUUGAUCGCACUAUGACUUAACCUGCCUUCUCUACACGAACGAAAAAGGAUCGAAAACAACGGACUUCGUUCAUAGGAACCUGAAAACUUCUUGGAAUUCGAAGAAUAGAUGCCAAAAAAGGAUCUAACUCGUCUAGUAGCAUUCGUUUAGAAGCAGAAUACUAGAAUGCCAUCCGCGAUACUUACAAAUAGCAUGUCGUUAUAUGGUGUAUAGUGAGCACAUAUUGACGGUGUUGUUCAAUUCCCCUAUACGGGGACGUAUAUUCAAAACUUAAUGGAGUGGUGUUGGAAGUGUUCUCCCGCUUUAAGCAUGAUAUUGGCACACGCGUGGGUACGCCGGCUACGGCGUCUGCCGGCCAUACUUGCGGUAUCUAUAUUGAUGACUUGUCUUCUGUUCCUGGGUCCAUCAGGGCCAUCAAGUUCUGCACAGGAGUCUCAUCUUGCAACAGGAAGACAAAGAGGAUUACAGUGGUUACGCAACGAUGCUCGACAAAAAGAAUACAUCGAUCGUAAAGGAAUACACGUGAUAGUUGGACAUUAUUUGGGCAACGAUCUGCCGUGGGAUCCUAAAGAGAACAUUACGCAAGAACUGUUAAAUGCAAAUAGUUAUAAUCCAGUAGAGGGUGCAGGUGAGCAGGGUCAGCCAGUUUAUCCUGUUGGACCUGAAGUAAUAAAGGCUAAAAUGCUAUAUUCUAUUAACAGCUUCAACUUACUGGUAUCGGACAAGAUUUCGGUAGAAAGAUCACUUCCUGACAUGCGAAAACCAAGUUGUCGAAACCACACAUUGUCAGGAUUGAUAUUAUCAGACCUCCCAGAUACAUCGAUAAUCAUCGUAUUCCACAACGAAGCAUGGUCGACUCUACUCCGGACGGUUCAUUCAAUCAUCAAUCGAUCACCUAGAGAAAUCGUUCGGGAGAUUAUCCUUGUCGACGACGCCAGUGAGCGAGAGUUUUUGAAGCAUUCCCUUGAUACCUAUGUUGCAUCGCUUAAUUUUCCUAUAAAGGUGGUUAGGUCUCCGCGUCGGAUUGGCUUGACUAGAGCACGUUUACUAGGGGCUCGAAUUGCCGAAGGCCGCGUGCUUACUUUUCUCGAUGCUCACUGCGAAUGUACUUAUGGCUGGUUAGAACCUCUUCUCGAAAGAAUAGCUCAAGACAGAUCACGAGUGGUGUGUCCAGUUAUCGAUAUAAUUCAUGACGACACGUUCGCUUAUAUCAAGACCUUCGAAUUAUUGUGGGGUGCCAUCAAUUGGGAACUGCACUUUAGAUGGUACCCGGUAGGUCACUCGGUUAGCGCCAAACGACGCGUUAGUCCGUCUGAACCAUUCAAGACACCUAUAAUGGCUGGUGGCCUCUUUGCUAUAGAUCGCGACUAUUUUUACGAAAUGGGAGCCUACGACGAACAGCUGGACGUCUGGGGAGGCGAAAAUGUUGAGAUGUCUAUUCGGAUAUGGCAGUGCGGCGGUUCUCUGGAGAUUGUUCCCUGCUCCCGUGUAGGCCACGUGUUCCGUCGUAGUUCGCCUUACACGUUUCCUGGUGGUCGCGGAGUAGGUGGAGUCCUUUAUCAGAACCUAGCACGAGUAGCUGAGGUUUGGAUGGACGAGUGGAAGGAGUUGUACUUCAAUCUUAAUCUGGAGGCUCGAAAGGUCCGUCCUACAAUGGAUGUGAGUUCCCGGAAAGCUUUACGGGAGCGCCUACAUUGCAAAUCAUUUGCUUGGUAUCUAAAAAAUGUUUGGCCGGAAAACUUCUUUCCAGGACAUGACCGAUUCUUUGGAAAGAUCCGACACCAGUCAAGUGCACAAUGCAUGGGCCGUCCCAUCUCAAAAAGCUACUACCAACCAGUCGGCAAACUUCGCCUAGAAGAGUGCGCUGUAACCCCAUAUUCACGUCAGCUUUUCACUUUAACUGCUGAAGGAUUUCUUAUGAGCGACGAAAGCAUCUGUUUGGAUUCUCCAGAAAGUACUGCUGAUACAUCCGUUGUUAUGAUAGCCUGCCAGGGCAUUGGCCGCCAGAAAUGGUCGUACGAACCUAAGAGUGGAAGAUUAAUCCAUAUUAGAAGCCGAUUAUGUUUGGAUCUGCCCUCAAAAUCAAGCCCUGACGGCUUGACCCUUCAAAAAUGUGCGGGUCGAAAAAACCAACGCUGGGUUAUGGAACAGGCCAAUUGGAACCGACCUGAUUACUGAUGAUUGAAUCGAUCCCAAUGAUAUUACAGCCUCUUGUGAACCACGAUUAAUCAGUCAUACUCAUCAUUGCCACAUCGACAAUAAGCCCCCCAUUCCCGUAGAUCGUUAGUGUUUUAAAACGCUUUUGUAAAGACUCACCAAAAACAUUAUUAACACUGCUAUUAUUAUUAUUGAAAGUAGCCAGUAAAUUUGCCGCUAUACCUGUACUGUCUCAGAUAUCGCUAAAGGUCAUAUGGCCACAUGUCCGCAAAGGGAGAUGCAACAACGAAAAACAACAUGCGGGCCCGUCCUCGCAUAUAGUAUACUUACUGCCUGUACUAGCAAUUUAGUAUACAAAAUCAAUUUGAAGGAUUUGAUCUUAAAGUACUAGACACCUUUGCGCAAAAAGAGUUUAGUAAGGUCGUUUUAGAAUUGGGCCUAUCCCGUGCUUUAUUUUAAAAAUAAACGUUUUUAGUCAGUUGUCCAAUGAUGCUCUUUGCUGUAUACAUGCGAAAGAAUUACCUUGAAGAAAAGGAUCCAAUUGUUCUUCUACCGAGGAAGAUCCACCCUGAGCAAAGCGUUCUAUGGGCUUGUGUACAUCUGUGGGCAUACAUACCAUGUUUACAAUGGGAUGUAUACCAGACCUACUAAGGUAUCAUAAAUCCUGACGCGUUGUGUGUUGGGUAACAACUAUAAUUAUGUUGACAUUCCCUAGCCCAGAUGAGUUGCUUUCUCAAGGUGCUAUCAAUAUUUGGUUUUAAGAUGUAUACCUUUGAUAUACCUGUGAUAGCGGAGUGUUGCAGAUCGCGGAGGUACUCGUAAUUACAACUACUCUCACGAGUAUUUAGGCUCUAAAUAUUGUGUGCUUAGUCAACUACCUUUCCUAGCUUUUUUCAGGCUUUGAUUUAUUACUUUCGAAUAGGGCACUAUGCAGCACGCCACGGUAACUAUUAAUAUAGUUUUUCUCAACAGCAACUGAAUAACACCUUAUUUUUGAGCUUUGUGUGUAUAAGGCCUUAGUCAUUAUACUAUGCACAAUACCGUUUACUUGUAUGAUUGAUUGUCACAUAGAAUUCGAAAAUGUAAUUUAUGAAAGGUAGAGAUAUUCGAGCUGCAAAAGCUCACAUCUUUAUAUACUUUGAAUUGCAAAUGGCAGCACAAUGCAAGAGUAGAGGUAUCUUUAACUCGGAACGUUUUCUUCAUAACAAUGAAGUAAUGCCCAGAGCCCUCGAAAAAGUGGGGCCGUGACAGUGUUACUAAUGUUAUCACAAAGACCAUAAAGACCAGAGUAUAAUGUUCGAUAACGCUUCGGCCAAACACUAUGAUCUAAUUCUGCAGAAUCGCUUUUUUAACUCUAUAUCUAAGAACAAAAGCAAACACAUUCUGGGAAAUAAACAUCCCCACAUAAGACGUUUGAAGUUAUUUUAUUGAUCAAAUCAACUGACUGGAUUAAUAUAGCUAAACACCCGUGUUGCCAGUACACAGUUCAAAAUAUCAAAACAUACUGUUACUGGGUCUUAAAUAAUAUAAUGGCUUGAAAUAAAUGGAAUGUGCCAACAGACGUUCACUUUUGUGGGACAUAACGAAUAUACCUCUAAACAAAUUAGUAAAUAUAUAAAUACGCGUAUACACUUAUCGUAUGCAUGUACCUUUAUCGCUGUGAAUCAUACGUUUCGACAAAUCGUCCUAGAAAUGGAGGCUAAAUAGUAAAAUUCGGGAUGUAUAUCAGCUAGAAGCCUGAAACCCAACUGGACAUUCGAGUCCAGUAGGGUUUCGGGCUGCGUUUCUGGGGUGGGAUGGGGGGGACGGAGAGGUUGUGCGGUAGGCUGGAGAACCUCGACCGCAUGCUGCGCAUAGAUUUUGAUAUCCGCUACGUCAGAUACAGGAGGAACUUCAUAAACCCAUUUUAAACGAGCGCCCAUUUUGCUUGUAGGCACCUAAGCUCAAAUACUUAUUUGAGCUCUUUAAAAGGUAGCAUUUUCUGGGUUAUAAUGAAGAUGAGUUACGGGCCGCUUUUUAGACACACCUAUCGUACCCAAUAAUGUCUUGCUUUGGGGCAGACUUAUUAAAGCAGUACUUACUGGAGGUAGCGGACGUAGAACUCUAGGUCGAUUUGUGAUGUGAGGGCAUUGGGUCAAAUACCGUGGCCGAAAUGAUAUCAUUUGUGAAAAUCUGUCUGUGGUAUAAGGCUAAAGCAGACUGCCGUAGAGCACUCGCUUUUGCUAAGCUAGGGUAAAGGUUAGUUACUACUUAACGAUGAUUAACAAACUACGUUUACAUCGACGGAACAACUUGAUUACAAUAUUUUUUAGUAAAAUCGUACUUACUGUUUUCUUGAGCUGCAGAUGUUCUUUGCGUAUCGUCGUCACAAUGUACAUCGCAACGUAUUUAAGGUACAUACCUUUGUUCUAUGGAAAUUUCUUUAUCCAUUGCAUAUGACACCACAUAUAAAAAAUAUCGAAUACUUGUAAUGCCUGCCGUGGAUUUGAGAUUCAAUACAAAACCCCGUAUCGUACUACAUUUCUAACUAAGAUGACAGGCCAAGCAGCUUUUUAGAAAAAUAUGGCUGACAAGCCUCUGGGACUCUAAAGGCAUCACACUGUAUCUUCCUAAAAUCCUAAAAUCUUACGAGUACGCAAAACCCAAACAAGAAUGGUUGUCGCAGUAAGACCUCCUUCAACUCAUAUUCAAUCUUACCUGCUUG